AUGACUCCCAAGUUACUGCGUAACCAACUUCGCGACAAGUUCGUUCUCGUGAUCGGCGAUAGCGUGGCGAAGAACUUCGCGGCGUCGGUGAUGUGCGUGCUGCACUCGUCCAGUUGGAACCAGACGGAACGGUUCCAGUUUGAGAAUCGGGGGAGCGUCGCACACGGCAUGCAGAUUCCUCGGUACAACAUCCGCGUCGCUUCAGUCACAUCCAACUUCCUCAGCAACGCCACGGCCCUCCCUUCAACCUCCUCCACCCCUUCGCCCUACUUCGGAUCGCGAGUCAAUCUGGACCAGCUACAGGACGACAUUCUGAACCUCAUGCCCCUUGCAGACCUUGUCGUUUUCGAGGCGACCAACUGGUGGACCUCUCGUGCGAACAAGUUCUUUAUAGGAGACACCGAGUUAUCUACAGUGUCCGUUACAGACGCCUACGAAAUCGCUCUGCAAACACUGAAAUCCUUCGUGGAGAGGGCACAGGAGCGUGCGUUCAAGGGCACGGCUGUGCUGCUGGGGGCGUCCCCUACGCACUAUGAGCUGCCCCUGCCUGGUGUCCCUGGGGGGUCGUGUCAGGUCAACCAGAAGCUGACGUGGCUGCAGGCGCAAGAGAUUCGACAGGGGGACACCAGUAUGGAGGGGUUCAGAGAGGUGGAGAGGCGGGUGCUGUCUGGGUCGCCCAUUCGAUACCUGGAUGUGGGGCCUAUGAGCGACUCGCGACCCGAUGGCCACAUACAAAACUGGAUGGAUCCAGGCGGGGACAGCACGUUCACGAGCCCCAAGGCGGGGGCUGUGGGGGUGAAGCGGCUGCAGGAGGGAGCUGCACCCGGCACAUAUUUCGGGCCCAAAAUCGACAACGGGAAGCCAAUCACUGUGGAGUUCGACCUUGGAUCUGACACUAUCACAGUGGAGUCAAGGGAAGGCGAGAACCUUCUGCAUCUGGCCGAGAGAUGUGGAGCUAUGAAAGCCUCUGAGGAGUUUUGUUUUGAAGGGACGUGCUGCCACUGUGAGAUGGAGGUGGAGGGAGGAGCGAGUGAGGCGGGGUAUCGUGCCAUGGGUGGUUCCGACCUCAUCCGCAGCUGCAUUUGCCCGGUGCCGGGUCGUAACGGCGGAACCCUCAAAGUGCGCAUUCUCAGUGAAGAGGACGUGUGGGGGGAUGGCGUUCUCCCAUCUGCGUCUCCUCCACUGUUCACCACCUCCGCAUCACCGUUCACUGCUGCUGCUGCUGCUGCUGCUGGUGCUGGUGGGGUGGGUGGGGCUGCCGAUGGUCCGAGUGCUGCUGGUGCUGCUGGUGCUCCCGGUGCUGCUGAUGCAGCAGUCCUCCUCGGCCAAUCACUGACCGGAUAG
Molecule: messenger RNA, 1344 nt
Organism: Closterium sp. Naga37s-1
Lineage: Eukaryota; Viridiplantae; Streptophyta; Zygnematophyceae; Desmidiales; Closteriaceae
Source: the annotation of a GenBank genome assembly